CCUUAUCAACUGUCUGGGAAUGGCUGACAACGUUUAUCCAAGCGCUCGCAGACGGCUAGAAUUCAACAUGGCAUUGAUGCAGGCUGCCUCAUUCGACGCCUAUCCUGUGACACCUUCCCGAAGCGUUGCCUUCGCUUAGUUGAAAUUAAUGCGCGUAGAAUGUUACAACAAAAAUACACACAGAACCUUGAUGAGUGGAAGACAGCGUAAAAGUAGGCUUGGGGCGCUUAAACAACAACUAAAGGCUGCCCCUGGCCGUCCGUCAGGUUCAACAAAUGACGCUGUCAGCAAUAGCAUUAGAACAAUUGAUGAUGGGCGCAUCGUUUCGCUGGCGACAGUGCGGACAGGAGCGCCACCGUUGUCUGCGGUCACACUAGCUCAGCCUCUGUCCGUUGAGCUAUCUGGCGACAAGUACGAUGUCAACUAUGGCGGGGACGCGGCAUCAGGACGCGAUGUCUGCUUCGACGCUGGCGACGAGCCGGAAACCUUACAUGAAAGCUUGCAGGCGCCAGUCACAGGCACAGUCUCAGCUACGAUCUCGGUUAUGGACGACCAGGAUCCUUUUGCGGUAUUCGGUUGCUGCGACAUCUCCGGAUGUCCCCACCCUCCCCAGUCUGGUGGCGUCGCAAGCCUGACGACUUUCCUGGCGCAGAUUUUCCCUGACAGCGCGCUGAAACCUGUGGCAACUACACGCCAGAAAUCCGUCUACUGCCUCCCAGCCGACCACAAAAUGAAGCAAUUCGUCCUCACUACCUUCCAAACUAUUACCUUUGCCGACGGCGUGCAUGUCAUCUCGUAUUGCACGUGCAAUCCAACUUGGCGCGACAAGGCGUCUGUGUUCGAGUGCGACACGAGUCCGUGCACCCGCGCAGCCAGCCUCGCCGCGCUGGGCCACGCGUGCCCGCACGCCCGGGCUCUGCAGCCGGGCCUUAGCCGCCUAGGCCCAGGUGGCGGUGGCGGAGGCGCCAAUGCCAGCGGCAGCAGCCCACCUGGCGACGGAGGGCCCGGGGCUGGCGGCUCUUGGCCGCAGCAGGUGAGCUGGACUACGACCAGCGGGCUUAUUGCGGGUAAGUAUGACUACCUGGGUGACGGCAACCACGCGACGCUCGGUAAAUUGGUGAGCUCGACUACGACCAGCGGGCGGGAUGAUGACCACGCCAGCAUGGCUGCUGCUGCCGGCGGCGGCGGAGGAGGAGGCGGAGGCAACGUGCGCAGUGAGCGCGGCGGCGCUACGCAGCCGGGCCUUAGCCGCCUAGGCCCAGGUGGCGGUGGCGGAGGCGCUGAUGCCAGCGGCAGCAGCCCACCUGGCGACGGAGGGCCCGGGGCUGGCGGCUCUUGGCCGCAGCAGCACGCCCGCGCAAGCACCGCCACGGGGCAUGACCACGCCAGCAUGGCUGCUGCUGCCGGCGGCGGCGGAGGAGGAGGCGGAGGCAACGUGCGCAGUGAGCGCGGCGGCGCUGCGCAGCCGGGCCUUGGCCGCCUAGGCCCAGGUGGCGGUGGCGGAGGCGCCAAUGCCAGCGGCAGCAGCCCACCUGGCGACGGAGGGGCCGGGGCUGGCGGCUCUUGGCCGCAGCAGCACGCCCGCGCAAGCACCGCCACGGGGCAUGACCACGCCAGCAUGGCUGCUGCUGCCGGCGGCGGCGGAGGAGGAGGCGGAGGCAGCGUGCGCAGUGAGCGCGGCGGCGCUGCGCAGCCGGGCCUUGGCCGCCUAGGCCCAGGUGGCGGUGGCGGAGGCGCCAAUGCCAGCGGCAGCAGCCCACCUGGCGGUGGAGGGGCCGGGGCUGGCGGCUCUUGGCCGCAGCAGGCUACCGUCAUUGUCGUCAUUGGCCUGCUGUCAAUGAUGAUCACGGUGUUUUGCAAAGUAAUGCGCCGUCUCAUGGGCGCGUCGCAGGACAAGUUGCCGGCGCGUGGUGCAGUGAAAGCGUCCGCUGCGGCAAGAGGGUACGGCUUCUUUAUCAACAAGCGCGCAGUGUUUCAGGAAGCAUGGCUAAAUUUUGUGGCGCUACAAGAACCCAACUAUGACGCAGCUUUUAGGUGUCGGUGUCCAAGUGACCAGUGCAUGUUCGUGAUUGCUGAUGGAAUCCUACUGGGCGUGCGCAAGGAGAAGAGCCAUCUUCGCAAGCCGUGGGGGCCACCGGUGAGCGAACCGUGGCGGCCUGGAUCACUACAUCGGCAGCGAUCUCUGUUGCCGCGACAUGCCGCAAAGAUCCUGCAGCGCAUGUGUACUGGAGAUCAGCCUACAGUGACGUCAGCUGAAUACAAGUCCCUGCUGACGGAGGUAGACAAGAAGUGCAUGGAUUUGAAGCCAUACAUAGCAUGCUAUGCUCCGGCAGGGGAUGCCGGAGGCACAGACGUGUCGGAGGCUUCACCGCAACUGCAGUCACUUCUACUGGCAGCUGCGUCAGAGAGCCCUGUGUGUGCCUACGUGCCUGGUAUUGUCCAUUCCCUGAUUGAUGCCAUCCUGGAGGUUUCCGUCCCAACGCCCCAGUCAUUAAUACAGCUGACUGCUUCAGCUCCCCUGCUGGGGCCAUUUGUUUCACGAGAAUGCAACAGGAAUGGGGGGGCGCUGCCGUUGCGUGCACAAAAGCUUUUGCGCCUCCUCUUAUCUGUUGCCCGGAAAGCUUAUCAGCGAUCAGAUGAUCAGGUGUAUGUGGCAGGCACGACUCCCAGAUCCCCCAAAGAUGUGUUCUCAAAUGUGGAUUCGGCUCUUGAAGGCCCAGCAGGGGCACCACCACAAGGGCCCGGGGCGGCUGGCUUGGCGGGGACAGCGGCACCGGCAGGCGCAGCAGGGGCGCCACCACGAGCGCCUGGGGCGGCAGGCACAAAACGCAAGGCAGCCCCUGCAGGCGCAGCAGGGGCGCCACCACAAGGGCCUGGAGCGGCUGGCUUGGCGGGGACAGCGGCGCCGGCAGGCGCAGCAGGCGCGCCACCACAAGGGCCUGGAGCGGCUGGCUUGGCGGGGACAGCGGCGCCGGCAGGCGCAGCAGGGGCGCCACCACAAGGGCCUGGAGCGGCUGGCUUGGCGGGGACAGCGGCGCCGGCAGGCGCAGCAGGGGCGCCACCACGAGCGCCUGGAGCGGCUGGCUUGGCGGGGACAGCGGCGCCGGCAGGCGCAGCAGGGGCGCCACCACGAGGGCCUGGAGCGGCUGGCUUGGCGGGGACAGAGGCGCCGGCAGGCGCAGCAGGGGCGCCACCACGAGCGCCUGGAGCGGCUGGCUUGGCGGGGACAGAGGCGCCGGCAGGCGCAGCAGGCGCGCCACCACAAGGGCCUGGAGCGGCUGGCUUGGCGGGGACAGCGGCGCCGGCAGGCGCAGCAGGGGCGCCACCACGAGCGCCUGGAGCGGCUGGCUUGGCGGGGACAGCGGCGCCGGCAGGCGCAGCAGGGGCGCCAACACAAGGGCCUGGAGCGGCUGGCUUGGCGGGGACAGCGGCGCCGGCAGGCGCAGCAGGGGCGCCACCACAAGGGCCUGGAGCGGCUGGCUUGGCGGGGACAGCGGCGCCGGCAGGCGCAGCAGGCGCGCCACCACGAGGGCCUGGGGCGGCUGGCGGAAGCAAUACAGGCUCUCCCGAACAGGAAUUCAUGACUUCUGGGUUUUACUACCCUAGCAGGCCUUGGUUGAAGCACCUGGGGCACUACUUCUCGGAUCGCCGCACGCAGAUAACUGGCAAGCAGCGUUGCACCAAGUACAAGUACGACUCAAAGAACCUGUCGCCUGGGCUCUUUGUGAUGCACUGCCUCAACUGCGGUGUGUGCCUGGGCUUUCACAUGUUGGAGAAUGCGGAGUCCCCCCAGGCCCUGUUUGAGGUCCUGUACACCCGGUGGCCACAGCCACCCAAGGUGGUGGUGUACGACAACAACUGCCACGCGCAUGCGUACUUCCUGAACCGGGAGCCGGAGUGGGUCACAAACACAUUGUUUGUGAUCGACAAAACACAUUUCCGGGGUCAUACGGGAUGCUGCAAAGCAUAUGACAUCGCGCGCUACAGCUCGCUGGUGAGCCUCAACUCCCAGUUAGCUGAGCAGCGCAACGCCAAGCUGGCAAUGCUCAAGUCUCACUGCGCCUACAUGUCGCAGCCGCUAUUCCUCGUGUAUGUGCGGCACUUUCUGUACAUGACCGACAAGCUGAGCAAGCGCGCUGAGAAUGCACGCUAGUUUUGAGGCCGGUAUGCACAAUGGGUGCGGUUGUGCGUAUUUGACCUGUGUGGAAGGGUUGCCGAUAGCAGUCACGCCGUAGCUGGCAGGCCGUAGCUGUGUGGCCCGGUGUAUUGUGGGCCGUGGUGUUGUGAGGCCGCUUUGGACAACGAGAGCGCAGCUGUCAUCACGCUAAGAGGUUGGAGAGUGUGGGAAGGAGGCGCGGUAUAUAUAUAAUACCCCCUUCAACGGACAAAAUAAUUCCAGUGAAGGUGUAUACGGUAUAGCUGACGGGCUGCAAAUUACAUGCUCAGUCGCGACAUGGAAUUGGUAGUAUGCCCGGUAACUACCGUACAGUACAUGGCAGUACCGGCUGCAACUUGAUUGUUGAAUGCCGAGGUCUGGGAGUACGCUGCACGCUACGGAGGUAUGCCAACCUGCCCCUUGCGGCCUUGCCAUGCCGCCCUCCACAAGGGGAGACCUAAGGGUGUCAUAGCGAGCUCGGCGCCAGUGGGGCAUGGACUGCCGAUGAAUUGGACUGCCAGCCCCGGAGUACCGGUAAUCCAGCCCCUGCACAUGGGAAAGCGGGCUGGGAAAGCGGGCUGGGGGGGCACAACGAGCUGGGAGGCAUCACGAGUCGGCCUGACCCUACCAGCUCCAUCCCGCAUUCCUGUGUAACGGAUGGGGCGCCCGGCGCCAAGAAAUUGUGCUUGCAGGUUUUGCGGCAAACCGUGCAUAGCACUGAUCUACCCUCACCUCCUGCAUUCUCUGGGCACAUGUCUUGACUUUGCGUUUUUGGUGUGUCCGUGUGUGUAUGUGUGUGUGGCCUUGACGCCAGCAGCUAAGGCUGCACGUAUUGCUGAGUAGGAGUAGUACACAUCCUUGCGGUAUCUGCCUUUUGCCAGUCGUGUUAAGCGGCAGGCAAGGCUAGCGUUGGCCAGCUAGGAAUACGGCGGGCGCGCUUGGUAGGCUUAGUAGUUCAGUUGCGACAGCAGCCAUGUAGUCCCCUUGAGGCCCGAGCUCUGUGCUAGGAUAGCGGGUAAGCCUCGUCCUGUCUUCUUAGUAAAUCAU
Chlamydomonas reinhardtii is the source of this 5203-nucleotide messenger RNA. RefSeq lists its product as uncharacterized. NCBI's taxonomy places the organism in Eukaryota, Viridiplantae, Chlorophyta, Chlorophyceae, Chlamydomonadales, Chlamydomonadaceae. The record is from RefSeq and is a predicted model, not a curated record. The coding region runs from base 731 to 4153 and encodes 1140 amino acids. The transcript has 26 exons.